Molecule: messenger RNA, 7065 nt
Organism: Leptomonas pyrrhocoris
Lineage: Eukaryota; Euglenozoa; Kinetoplastea; Trypanosomatida; Trypanosomatidae
Exons: 1
Coding region: 1-7065 (2354 amino acids)
Biological process (GO): actin filament polymerization
Cellular component (GO): cytoplasm; actin filament
Molecular function (GO): actin binding; microtubule binding
Source: RefSeq, a predicted model, not a curated record
AUGGAAGACUCACCCGUGCCAAUCGAGCAGCGAGCGCGGCUCGUCGAACUCGAGGCACGGCAGCAGCAGCUGAAGCGACUGUGCGAAGAGGCGUUAAAGGAGGACGACGAGCACCAGCACAUUUUCCAGCAGCUGGAGGAACGCAACAUGGCCUCGUCCACCGUCGGGUCCCUUUACGGGGCAGGUAGCGCUUCCGGUGGCGGGGCCGCCACCCAGCAAGGCCGCACCGCAGCCACGACGAACGACGACUUUAUGGACGACUUGCUGACGGGCGAGGUGCGCUCGUUGCGGGACCCGAACAGCAUCACCCGGGCCUCCUCGACAGGCAGUGUCGUGGGUGCAAGGGGCGGCAGCGGUUCGUAUCCGCGAAACGCCUCCCUGGAUCGUCCGGCAACGACGCGUCUUGACAGCGCCUAUCGUCCACCGACGUACCCAACAACAGCGGCAGACACCACCGCUACCGCUGCCCCGACAGCGGGAGUGAUGCCCCCACCGCCCCCGCCACGCGCCACGCUGUACAGCACGACUCGCCAGCCGAGGGCAGACCCACGCGAACCCACCCGAACUUCCCUCAGCCGCAUCCCCUCUCCCUCUCAGCCUUCUACCACGACAGUGAUUCCUCCUUCGUGGAGACGAAGCGACGGUGGUGCGGAGCCUGUUCGGCCCACCCUUAGCAGCGCACAGGGCGGGCUCAAAGGAACAGCUGCGGCGAUGCGGCCCUCGAGGUACUCCGCACCGGUGCCUUCCUCGGCGCCUCUUCUCACGUCUCCCGCCGCUGCACCGCCGCCGCCACCACCAGAGCGCAGUCGCAGCCCCAGUCACAGUGUGCCAAUGGCGGAUCGUUACCAGCGCAGCGGCAGCUAUUACCACACCCACACGAUGCCGCCGCCUCCACCGCCGCCGUCGUCAACGUCGUAUUCAGGCAACUAUGAACGCUCACCGCGAUCUCGCAUGGGACUGCCAUCGCCAGCCGCAGGGGUUCCGCUUUCGCGUGCCUCACCGCCUCCUCCGCCAGCACCAACGACGUCCUCCACUUUGGUUUCUCCAGAUGAGGUGACAGACAAUCUGCCGCCGCCGCCGCCUCGUCCACGCAGUCUUUACACCACACCGGAAAACCGCCCGAGCGCUGCCGCCAAUUACCGCAGCGCACCUCUCUCACUCAGCAAAGGCCCGCCACCGCCGCCGCCGCCGUCGCCGCCCGGUGCAUCGAGGAAACAUGGCAAUGGCGAGUCCUCUUUUGUAUCUGCCACCUCCACGGAUCACGACCUCGCCCGUUGGAGACGUCAGCUCGGCCGCAACGAGACGAACGUGCAGCGCAGCGGCAGCGCCUACCCCUCCCCCACUUACACUCCCCCUCGCGCCGCGCCGGCCGCUGCGGCCUCGGAAAGACGGCUGAGCGACCCCAACGCCCGCAAGGGCAGCUGGGCGAAGAUGCAGAGUUUGGUGGCCACGUCGCAGCGCGGAAUCGACCGACGCCCUGACGCUGCCGCAGCGAGGGGCGUCGACAAAGGGCCACACACCCAGGGCUCUCCCCCACUACCACCACCGCCGCCUCCGCCGCCACCGCCAUCGUCGUCUUCCUGGUCCAAGGCGGUUGGGAUGCCUCCGCCUUCUCGCCAGGACGACGCCGACUACCCAUCAAACCGCUGGGAGACGGUGUCGCUGACUCCGAGCCUGCGGAGGGAGGAGGAGUCGCGGCUGCACCACUUCUUCGCCACCGACGAGAAGGUGUCCCCGCGCACCCUCGCGGACUACACGGGCACCGCCAAUCGCCCCAGCCAUUCCACAUGGAGAUCCUCCGCCGGAGGCUACGGUGCACGCCAGCAGCGGCCGUCGCAGCGACAUGCGUCGCCGUUGAAUGACAGGACCGCGACGGUGCUGCAUUACGACUCCAGCGUCACCGAUGAAAGCUACGCGUCCAGCACGGCGGGCGAAGACGUGCCUCCUCCGCCGCCAACGCCGCCACUGCAGCCUUUUGUAGCAAAGGAAUUCACUCCUCGCGGCGCUGCUGCUGCUGCUGCUGCUGUACCGAUGACGAGGAAAAAAGCCUCCCACCCGUACGGCGAUCAAACCACGGCGUUUUCAAAGCCACCUGUGCCACCCGUCGCGGGCAGCGCCGCCUCCGUCACGCCGCUCUUCACCUCCCUGUACCCCCGGCAACAACGGAGCAGCUCCGCUCGUCCCGACAGCGGUCGCAACUCGGUCUGGGAGAAUGAUACGCCGCCGCCGCCACAGCAGCACGCACCGACAGAUCUCAGCGGGGAGGCCGGUGGAGCCGCUGCGCAGCCCGCAUUCGUCGCAGGCGGCAGCGAGUUCUUCGACAUGGGUCCCGAGAAGGAAGCUCUUCUCACUCUCUUGCGCAAAAGCACGCGUGCCGGCGCGGCGGACACAGCCGCACAAAGGCCGCUGCAACCUGGGGUACGAAGCGAGGAGUCCCCUUCGAUUGCACGCCCUGACGCAUCAGCCGGUGUCUAUGCCAACACGCCUCGCGAGAACCCUUUCCCGGCGAUGGAGCGUGAUGCCGACGCGGACAAGCCGCUGCGAGACGUGCACACGGCGCAAAGCCCCACUCCUCAAAAAUUUGUUUUCCCACCUUUCCCCACGGACGGCAGCACCCGACGCGCACCGAGCGCGAAGGGGAAGCGACCGUCACCGCCGCUUUGUGCAGAGGAUAUCGCGUCACCGCAGCUGCAGCGGCAGUGCGAGGAGGCGCAGGCAAAAGCCGAGGCGCUCGCCCGGCACCUUGUGAAGGCGAUCACGGACCGCAAGAUGCUACAGGGCAACGUGGAGGAGUUGGAGGAGCUGGUGGAGGAGUGCAAUGCCGAGGUGGGCCGGCUGCAGAAGAUCGUAGAGGAGCAGCAUCAAGACUCGUCCACGUCGUUUGGCGUCCAGGCCGCGCUGCGGGCGAAGGAGCGCGAGGUGGCUGUUUACGAAGACGAGAUUCGUCGACUGAAUGGCGUGCUGGAAGACCACCUCACCCGCACCUCCGCCACGAAGCAGUAUGUGCAGAACGGACUGAGUCAGACCCUCGUCGCGAAAGAGGCGGAGGCGGAGGCGGCCAUGGCAGAGGUCGGCAUGGCGCAUGUCGCGCAGCGCGACGCAGAGGAGCGUGCCAGCCAGCUCGCAAACGAACUCGAAACGGCCGUCGAGCAAAUCCAGUUCCUGGACGAGCGCCUCGCCGAGAUGGAGCGGGCGGCGGCGGCGGCGCAGUUUGAGAAGGUCAACGCUCACCUCCAUCGCAGCAGCACCGGCAGCGACCCGCUCAUGACAAACGACGACCGCGCGCCUCACCCACCUGCCGGAACGCCCCUGUCCGUUCCCUCCGCGGCGGAGACGCAGUAUUGGCCGGUGGAGGCGCGGCGUGCGCUGGCUCAGCUAGUGGCGCAGGCGCAGGGGAUUUUGCAGCAAAAUGCCGAGGGCGAGCGUCAUGCUGCGAUGCGGCAGCAGCACAUCGAGCACAUGUGCAAUGAACUCCAGCAGCACCUGCACCAGCGUGAGGCGGAGGUGGAGCGAGCGGAGGAAGCGUGCCAGCAGCUGCGGCAGGAAAAGAAUGCGCUGCAGGCCUGCGGAGAGCAGUGGUACCAGCAGCUGCGAGACGUGAAGGAGGAUGCGCAGCUCGUGUCGGAGAUCAUGCGCACCGCCCGCGGCGACGCCGAGGAUGUGUAUCUUGCCUCGCGCCUCGCGCAGGAGCGAGUGGCGGAGCAGCAAGCCGCCGCCGCCGCCGCCAGCCCCUUCGGCCCGGCUGCCGCGUUAACGCCAUCGUCGUCCUCCGCAGUGGACGCCACCACGUUGCGGAAGUGUGCGCAGUUUGCCCAGCAAGUCAUGAGCGACUUUCACGCCAUGGCCCGCUUCUUGUCCAGUCUGCGCAAGAUGGACAUUGGGGACCGCAACGGGUAUUUGAUUCUGCAGAGCAUCGCGAAGGGCCGCAGCCCGGCGGAAGGGCUCUUCAUCACCGCCGACGACGCCGCCACGCCGAAUCGCAUGAUCGAACACCUGCCUGCGGACGCCGCAUCGGAGGCGAAACGACGGGUGCAGAAGAAGAAGGCCCGUGUGCUGCAGGCCGUAGAGCGUGCGCUGAAGCUGGAGAAGGAGCCGAACGGUGCAUUGAAACUGCACGGCGGCCUGGACCAGAGUCGCACCACAUCGUCUUCGGCAGGUGUGCAGCUGCCUGUGGCGAUUCCGCUGGGGCUGCCGCCGCGUGCAGAGGUCGAGCGCGCGUCCACGGUGAUGGAGGUCGUCACCGCAGACAUCACACCCGAGCCGGCACCAGUAGCCCCUGCUGUCCCCGCUGAGGUGGAAUCCGCAGAGGAACCAGACUCCUUCGUGGACGAAGUGGCCGACGAACUCGAGUCGGAGCCGGAGGUGGAGGUUGUGACAGCGGCGAUGCAGCCCCCACGACUCGGCAGCUACAGCUACCGCGGCGGCAGCAGCGGCAUGGUGCACAGCGAUCUGCGCCGCCAGCCGGCCGACGUGGGGCUUUCCGCCUCCCACAACUCCUCACAGGCGACACCGCUGAUGUCGGGUGGUCAGCCGUCGGCGCCGCGACCCACCAUGGUUGCUGGUCCUAGUGCCACUGCGGCCGUGAGCCAGGGGAACGAGCCGCCACCGCCGUCAACGCUGCCUGUCUCGCAGAGCUCGCCGAUCCCCCGCGCCGUUAACGGCGGGCCGAUCUGCAGUGCGCUGUACAUGGGCGAUGACGCAGAGCCCCCGAGCCCGUCCACCGCCCGUCCAUCUUCUGCGCAGCCAACCGUAGCUAGCAGCGCGACGACAGCGACGAACAACCCUACCACCACGACUGCCGCUCCCCCUACGCCGCCGCCGCCUUCUGUGUCGCGCCCGCUGCGUCUCUCCACGACGCCCUCACAACCGCAGUCGGCGGUCAAGGAAGCGCGCGAGACGAGCAACGCGGCGCAGCGCUCCAUCGUCGACGUCGCAGCGGAGGACACCGUAUUCCCUAUUGCCGCCGCCGCCGCCACCGCCACCGGCAACACAACACCGAUGCCCAACAGCGUGCGCAGGAUCGAUCAAGAAGCGUCGUCGGUCACCAUUGUAUCGUCGCCGUCCGUCACUCCGCAGGCCUCGGAACAGCCUCUGCACACUCCACCACCACCACCACCACCAUCACCACAGCAGCAGCAGCAGCGCCUACCGAGUGAGGAGGCGGAGAAGGCAGCACCCGUGCGGCCUUCUGCCGUAGCAGAAGCCGACUCUGCCUCCGCGCCAGUUCCCACGGCGGCUGCGGCGGUGGUGCCGUCCACUUUGUUCCACGACGCAGACACGACGCUUCCAUCCGUGUCCGACAUCAUGUCCAACGGCGGCAGCAGCAACGAGGCAGAAACCCACCCUGCACCCCUCGAAGACUCCCGAAGGCGUCUAGAGAGUCCCCUCAAGGAUGAAAUACCCCUACGUGCCCGCCUGCGCUCCCCCACACCAGAGGGACCGUCUCUCCCCCGCAAGACCCCGACCCCCACCGCACCGGCUGUUCUCAUCACCUCCCCGUUGGAGCCUCCGCGCCCUUCGCCGACGUCGGUGGACGAGCCGCCGCCGCGCGCGGUGCGAGAGGAAAGCGAACGGUCACAGCCCGGCUCGCAGCCCAAGGACCGCAGCACAACGGCGCGCCCGCCCUCUACCCCACCCGCGCCGUGCUACCACCCGCGCUCUGAACCUGCCGGUCAAGGGCAAGGCGCGAAAGGCACACAUCGCCCCAACGAUGCCCGUCGCGCCGCCAGCAAUGACAGCGACGGUGACGAGGCGACGCUCUUCUUCCAUGAACCCCCUCGUUGUGCGGCGCAGGAGGUGACGCCCGUAGCAGCGGCGGCUGCUCCUCCUCCGCCGACGCGUAGCGCACACGCUGAGGAUGCCGUUCAUCCUACAGAAGCGGCGUCACGUGUGGAGGUGGAUUUGCUGCACGACGAUUUCGUUAUGCCCUCUCGCAACGUCGGUGCCGCUGCUGCUGCGACCGCUCCUCAUGUUGCAGCACGCCUCCCUCCGCCGCCGCCGCCACCUCGGACGCCAACAACACCAACGGAGCAGGCAAAGGAAUCAACGGCGAAGGCCGAAGCGGACGCACCACACGCUUCGGCACAGCCCGCACCAGCGGAAACGGAACUCCCCUCGCAUAGGUUUCCACACGGUGGCAAGGCAGACAAGAAGGCGUCGUCAUCGUCAACAAUGAGUGCCAUCAGCAACAGGGAAAAAAAAGGAGAGAAGGAGCGCUCCAAGUCGCCGCGGUCGCGCCGCCUCAUGGACGACGAUGACGAGCCGUCGCUGCAGUUCUCCGCCCCACCACCGCUGCCCGUGCACCGGUGGCCCCCUCCCCCGAUGCUACCCCGACCUUCCAACAACACCCGCGCAGAGGUGGAGGUGGAGAAAGCCGCAUCUUCUCUUUCUGCAGGAGCUUCUCCGAACUCUUCCUCACUGCACGGCACUUCUGCUAUUCCUACCGACCACGGGUCCUCGACUUCCGCGCAUGUCACGCCUGUCACGCCAGCCGAGCAGCCGCAGGGUGGCGUGCCGGCGUAUCGGCCGCUGCAUCAACCACGUCGUGCGCAGCCCACCGAGGCCGGUCCGAGUCUUUCUCUCGGGGGUGGCGGCGUAGCCCCUCCGCGACUGCAGCGUUCCGCUCCUGCGUUGCCCUCCGCGCCUGCCCCUCUCGCUGGACCCUCCGCGCCAGGAUUUGCGGGCCCACAAGGUAGUCGCCCCGCCGUUGCGAGGCGGGCUUCGCCGUCCUCCUCCAUGGAUCGCCCCCCUGCUGAUGUGACGCCGGCCUUGACAGAACCGCAGCGGCCCUCGAAAUUGAGCCGACCGGAUCCGACCAUCACGCCGUCAUCCACAGCGGCAGUGGCGGCAGUAACCACUGAUGAGCCAGAACCCGCACCGAGAUCCCCCGCGAGGCGCCCCUGGCGGUGGAAGAAUUCGAAGAGGAGGAGGUGGAGGAUGUGGAGGUGCGCAGCGGAACGGUCACGCCGAAGAGAGCCGCCGCUCGUGUCCACACGACGGCGCCUGUCGAUGAAGCGCGGCGUGCGUCGGAGGUGGCGACGGAGCUGGCGGCAGAGGACGACUUGA